Molecule: messenger RNA, 3669 nt
Organism: Centropristis striata (black sea bass)
Lineage: Eukaryota; Metazoa; Chordata; Actinopteri; Perciformes; Serranidae
Gene: mbd3b
Product: methyl-CpG binding domain protein 3b
Exons: 7
Coding region: 1600-2331 (243 amino acids)
Molecular function (GO): DNA binding
Source: RefSeq, a predicted model, not a curated record
GUUUUGCUGUAAAAAUAUAACAUUUUCAUGCAAAAUUUAUGGAGAAAUACCAUGAUGUGUGAAUGAAUGACACAAUUACCCUAAAAAUAACAGGAAUACUCAGUCUAAAUUACAGUUUUUGCUGAUAUUUACAUUUAAAUUUAGAAUAGAAAAUCCACUCACUGAAUCCUUGAAAACACUUGCAUUUUAUUGUGGUCUGAAAAGUGAAUAUAUAUUUAUUAUGGCAAAUCUUCUUACUGCACAUUUUGAAACAUGAAAGAGUGUUUAGUGUUCUUUUUAAUUUUCCUAUAGGAAUAGAAUAGAAUAGAAUAGAAUAGAAUAGAAUAGAAUAGAAUAGAACUUUAUUGUCAUUGUACAAGACAACAAAAUUUUGUUUGGAGCAGUCCUCCUCCAGUUGCACAGUACAAAAUAUUGAUAUUUAUAUCAAUAUAGAAAAUACUUAAAACAAAACACAACAUUAUCAACAUUAUCAACGCUGUAUAAAUAAAAUAUAUAUCUAAGUAACAAUGUUUUGUUUUUUUUAAAGUCCAAGUCCUUAAGUGCUACUAAUGCUACUUUUUAGAUAUCGUAUUAGGCCUAUGUUUAAAUAUGCAAUAUGUAUACUGCCCUACAAAGUCUAACUGCAGUAACUACGCAAAGGGUAAAACUGAGAAAAACUGCUUUUAAUGUUUUUUAACAGACCAGCCAAAUGGAUUGUAUGUAGAUAAGUGAUAUGACACUUAUUUCUACAUGUAUUUAUGAUUUAAUUUUUAUGCGAAAAAAUCAUUAUGACUUAUUCAACCUUUGAACCCCAAAACUUAGUUACUGUACUUCUUCUUUCAGCUUUUAUAUUUUUGUAUAAGUGUUUAACAACUCUAUUCGGAGAUUUGUGUAUUUUAGACUUAAUAUUAUAAAGAAAUGUUAUAUAUUAUUCUUAAUAUAACUUUAUCUCACUUUUUUACUUGAUUACUAUCUAGAUAAUAAUUUCCCUCCCAAAUAAUCUGAGAAUUUUUAUUAUUUUUAUGUUUAAUUUAGUAUAUAUACCCAAAGCAGACUGUGGUAAGUGCAAUUACUGCUUGGUUUUGAGUUGGAUUUUGUGGGGUUUUUUUUUAUUUCUCUGAAAAAAAGCAAAAUUGAAAUCUAAAACUUCAAUUCACAAGAUAAAACAGACAUGAAGGAGUUCAUUUUUAGUUAUAAGUCAAUUUUGACCAAAAAUGUAGUUACUGCAGUUAGUCUUUGUAGGGCAGUAUAUGUAAGCCAUAAGUUGCUGGAGGAAAAGCUUGAAAAUGCACCUUAAAAGUGCUUGAAUUUGCCUUUGGAAAAGUUUUAGGAACCCUGCAACUAUAAAACUAUUUCUCGUAACACAAUGGCAGGUUUCUACAUGAAAGUUGAUCCAAACAAACACUUCUGUGCGGACUUCCUGUCUCGCGCGGGCUGCCUCGCCGAGUCUUGACGCAGCCGCGCUGUCCUAUGUUUUCCUUGCGGAUGUAGCCCUCGUGCCCCGGCGAGACAUGCAGGUAGUGAUGUGGCCGAGGUCCGCGGCGGAGCGAUCUGCGCGACGACAAAGAGACGAGAUGUUGUUAGCAGGGAGAUCCCAUUACAGAGGACGCAUGUUGUAAUAUGGUCGAAACAAAAGCUCCAUCUGGGAAGAAGUUUCGGAGCAAGCCUCAGCUGGCCCGUUACCUUGGUAACCAGAUGGACCUCAGCUCCUUUGAUUUCCGCACGGGGAAGAUGCUGAUGAGCAAGCUGAACAAGAACCGCCAGAGACUGCGCUACGAUAACAACAACCAGAACAAGGGUAAACCUGACUUGAACACAUCGCUCCCAGUCAGACAGACGGCCUCCAUCUUUAAGCAGCCUGUUACAAAAGUUACCAACCACCCAAACAACAAAGUGAAGACGGAUCCUCAGAAAGCUGUGGACCAGCCCAGACAGUUAUUUUGGGAGAAGAAACUCAGCGGUCUCAAUGCUUAUGACAUUGCAGAGGAACUGGUGAAAACAAUGGAACUGCCUAAAGGCCUGCAAGGUGUCGGUCCAGGCUGCACAGACAAGACUCUCCUGUCGGCUAUCGCUAGCGCUCUGCACACCAGCGCUGCUCCCAUCACCGGCCAGCUGUCUGCUGCUGUGGAGAAGAACCCCGGAGUCUGGCUCAACACCACACAGCCGCUGUGCAAGGCCUUCAUCGUCACUGAUGAGGACAUCAGGAAACAGGAGGAGCUGGUGUACAGUGUGAGGAAAAGGCUGGAGGAGGCGCUGAUGGCUGACAUGUUGGCCCAUGUGGAGGAGGCGACCAGUGAGGGAGAAGCUCUGAAGGAGGAAGGCAACGGCAGUGAAGACAUGGAGAGCGUAUAGCACAGGGAUUUUUUCAACACCUGUGCACACACAACCAUGGACAGUAGGAGCCAUACAGCAGUCCUGCCCUGAUCAAGUCUCCCCGAGUGUCUGCGUCCAACUUCAACCUGACUUCCUCCGCUCCAGUGUAACUAAAGAACUGUCUUCCCCUCUUCCACCCGAACACUUGGAGUCUCAAAUGCGUCUGUUCAUCAUUAACUCCUCCACUGGAUGGGACUCUUCGUUAAAUUACUUCAAGUAUUUCUGAGCUUGCUUGUUUUUUGACUAGGAAACUUUUAAAAAAAUUCCCUUGAACUUUCAAAUAUUAAAAAUAACUUAAAAGUGUGUCAUAUUCAGUGAUUGAUGAGAAGCGUAUUUUUUACUGAAAGGCUUUGUUUGAAUGGGUUUGUAAUUUUUUGUGACAAUCAUGUCAAAUCCAAACAUUUUAUGUAUGUCAGCAGGAAGUUGAUCUGGGUGCUUUUUUUUCCUUUUUUGGGGGGCAGAUUGGAAAUGAAUGUUUUGUAUUUCUGGCACGACUCUUCAAUUUUAUGAUGCACUCCACAAGUAGUCUGACACCAAACGUCUUUUCUAGUGGAACCAGUUGAGAUGUAACUUUAUUGAGAUGAGCUCAUUUAAAUCUGCAUCUGUGCCAACCUGCAGGUGGUGUAGUUUUAAUCCCUUGUACAUCCUUUUGGAGGGGUCAGAGUCAAGUUUUUAUUGUUGUUAUUUCAAGGAAAUAUUGUACUUAAUGACAACUGUGUGAUCCUGUGAGUCAUGUUCAGUAUUGACCAAAGAGGAGACAUGUCAUUUUGAAGAGGGUUGUUUGACGUGUGUGUAAAUAAAGUCUGCUUGGUAUUUUACCGUUGCAAUUAUAUAUCAGCUCUGCUGUUGUACAACGAAACCCGAGGAAAGUAAAAAAUGGUUACCGGACUGAACACAACGAGAAAGAAAUGACUUGAAACCUCUUUCUAAUGUAAAAUAAUAGCUGUUUUUAACUCUCCUCGUCAUAAUAGGUGCUUACUGAAAUUGUGAAAUAUUGCUUCGGGCUUUGUUUCUGUCACAGUUUCAGUCCAUGUUUUUCUUUUCUUUUAAUGUGUCAAUGUUACCACACACAUGCUGCCUCCUCUUACACCCACGCACAACAUUGGUGACACCGCAAAUUAAAGUUCAUAUUUAGUUUUAAUGUCAUUUAUCAUCUGAUGAUUAAUGAUUUUGUAUUUUUUUUUAUCCCUGUCUGUCAAAGUUUGAUGGUGAAUAAUGUGUCCAACUGAAAUCAUAGAAACCCCUUAUUAAUAUCAGCAGGCUGAUUGCUGAAAUGAAUUUGAUUGUAUUACUUAUUAAAAUGAGUCAUUAAGUCAA